AUGGCCAAUGGACUGUCGAUACUCGGUUCCACAGAAGAUUCGAAGUUGCGAUCGCUUUACUGGUUUGAGGAUGCCACAUUGAUUCUAAUCAUCGGGGAUGCCCACUUCCGAGUCCAUCAUCCCCUCAUUUCGCGCCAUUCGAAUAUCUUCAAAACCUUACCGCUUCCACUCAAUCCACAAACCGUUGUCUUAACCGCAGGGAACUCCAACGGUGCGCUGAAGAAUGACACCUCUAGCUUGAUAGUCCAGGAACUCGUAGCUGCUCGAGACUUCGAAAUAUUGCUCGCACACUUGUACCACGACGAGCCUCUGACUCAAAAGUCAGAUUUGGCUCGUGUAUCUGCCAUUCUUCGGGUUUCGAGUCCAUGCCAGCUGGACUUUCCCCAUCUCCAUACCCUAGCCAAAAACAUAUUUGAGCAACUAGUACCCGCCGAUCCAUUGCGACUCGACCCCAGGAUACACUCUCCAUACGAGACGUUGGAGUUGGCCAGUCGACAUCGUCUAAACUCAAUACGCAAAUCCGUUCUAUACUGGGUCGUCACCACACAUCACUUCGAGGAGGGGGAUACUUUAGAAGAUCAGUCAUCGAAUGUGGAUCUUAAACGCUCUCGCGUGACCGAAACAGACAAGAAGAUCUGUGAAGACCUGCUGGGCCGCAUCAUCGAGCAUUUCACGCCCAUCCUUUAUACCCCAGCGACCGGCUCGCAUAUGCCUUGCACAGAUCGGUUCGCAGACCUAUGGAUGCCCUACGUGAUCCAACCUAGUUUGGAAAACGAUGGAGUUUACAAGCCUCUCGAAACUCUCGAACGGAUAAAGUCAAUAGAUUGGGAGAAGGAAGGUCUGUGUCCUGAAUGUGUGGCUGAGAAGCGAGAGGAGUGGACAGAAGAGCAGAAAACCGCCUGGGAGAAGAUCGAGCAAUGGAUUGACUCCCACCAAGAUGAUUAAGUUGCUCAGUUCUCUUUGUCAAUGGUCGCGCCGUCGAGCUGCAUGUUGUAACCACGAGAAAUGUUAGUGUCGUUAG
Molecule: messenger RNA, 1021 nt
Organism: Coprinopsis cinerea okayama7#130
Lineage: Eukaryota; Fungi; Basidiomycota; Agaricomycetes; Agaricales; Psathyrellaceae
Exons: 4
Coding region: 1-945 (314 amino acids)
Molecular function (GO): protein binding
Source: RefSeq, a predicted model, not a curated record